Maudiozyma barnettii is the source of this 1059-nucleotide messenger RNA. Its product is annotated as SWIRM domain-containing protein. The record is from RefSeq and is a predicted model, not a curated record. Gene Ontology annotation, biological process: chromatin remodeling; regulation of transcription by RNA polymerase II. Gene Ontology annotation, cellular component: SAGA-type complex; nucleus. Gene Ontology annotation, molecular function: transcription coactivator activity; chromatin binding; protein binding. NCBI's taxonomy places the organism in Eukaryota, Fungi, Ascomycota, Saccharomycetes, Saccharomycetales, Saccharomycetaceae. The coding region runs from base 1 to 1059 and encodes 352 amino acids. The transcript has a single exon.
AUGACUAAUCAAAAGAUUUAUAAAAAUCAAAUCAGUGCAAGAAGCUCACCAAGUGUAUACGAAAUGGAUUUUCCAGGAUUUGUUCCUGUCUCAAAGAAGAAUUACGGAAGUGAUUCAGAUACUAGUAAUUUAACAAGUACUGGUAUGACUUUCCCUUCACCUCCAUUAUCUCCAAAAUUAAAUAAUUUGGAUGGUGAAAAGGAUGAAAGAAAACUUUCUCUUAAUUUAGACUCUUUAUUCUAUAAACCUAACAAUACUACUACCACUAUCAAGACUAAUUCCAAUGAAAAAAAGGUUGAACUAAUGGUUAAACCUGUUUGGGUACAAAAUACUACUACAAAACAAUAUAUUCAUUCAACCAGAAAAUUUUUACAAGAAUAUAAAUUUUCUAACAUGUUAAAGAAUAACGUUACAAAAACAAGUAACUUUGAAACUACACCGCAAUAUAUGUUUAGAACCAGAAAGAAUAAUAUGAUGUUAUCUCCUAGUGGUACAGAAGGGGUUAUUCCUCUAAGAGUAAUGACAUUACAACAUCGUCAUACUCACAACAAAAGCAAAUCAACCAAGAGAAUGCGUUAUUCUACUGGGUAUAGUCAUGCUAAUACUCAAAGACCAAUUGCUAGUGCUAUUAAUCAUGCUCAACAUUUAGCUUCAUCAACAGCUGUGACAGAAGUACCACAGUACGUUCCUAACAUGUCGUGGAAUAAAUUAAAGGAUUAUUCCCCACCUUUAAGCUCAAUACCAAAUGAUAAUUUGAAAGCUUUGAAGAUUGAAUGGAAAGGUUCUCCAAUGGAUUUAUCAAGGGAUCCAUUAAAGGAUCAUUUACAUCCAGCCGAAUUGGUAUUAGCACAAAUCUUGAGGUUACCAUGUGAUUUAUAUUUGGACUCAAAGAGAAGAUUGUUUUUGGAAAAAGUUUAUAGGUUAAAGAAAGGUAUGCAAUUUAGAAGAACUGACGCUCAAAAGGCUUGUAGAAUUGAUGUCAAUAAGGCUUCAAGAUUAUUUGCAGCUUUUGAAAAAGUCGGUUGGUUAAAAGAUUCUAAUUUCACAAAAUAUUUAUAA